CACGCCCUCCCCGCAGGUGAGGCCUAGGCCCAGGCUCGGGGUGAGAGGCUUCAGGUAAAGGUGGAGGGAGAGGCCCCGGGACAUGGGAAGGAGCAAAAGCAGAGCCUCGGCGCCCGAUCAAGUCAGCAACAGGUUUAUUAACUAAACCCUGAGGGAGCUGGAGGAAACGAGGGGAAUGAACCUACAAAAACAACCCUGAAGUAAUCUGGAGCAGGAAUUACUGGAGAAACUCAACAGCAUCUGCGGACAGAGAGAGAGAGAGAGAGAAAUCAGUUAAUGUUUCCCAGUGACUCAACUAAUUUACAGUGAACUUCAUCCACAGUCACUAAUUCAACUCCAACUAACUAACCCAUUGGUAAACUACAGCUUGGGCAUCAUUAACUAAUCACUAAACUAGUGGAACUGAUCAAACUAACCUGGCAGGUGAUUGAAGUUUCUCUCUAAACCUUAGAAAUUAAUCAAACUAACCAAUCAUAAAAUCGCUGUGACAAAUCAAACGAUUGGAACUGAUUAAUUGUUGCGAUUGUUCAUUAAACUACUUGAAUUAACCAAACCAUUUUUAUUGACAGUAACUAAUUGUUAACCUGCUGGCAGUUAUCAUUAACUAAUUUAUCAAGCUGCCAUAGCUAAUCCAUUGUCCUGAAUAACUAACUUGCCGGAACUGAUCAAACUGCGGUAACUAAUCAUGCGUGAUUGAUCUGUUAGUGCCACCAUGUUAAUCAAUAAUCUAUAGAAAUAAAGUGCAAGGUGUAACAUAACCAGCAAAACUAACUAGUACUAACUUGCAGUGGAGAACCAAAAUCUCAGCAACUAAUGAAGCUGCAGUAACUUAUUGAAAUGUGGUAACCACGUCAAGAAAAUAUUAACCUCAGUGACUCAAACUGAAUGCCAAUAACUGAGCAAUUGGUCACUUAACUAUGUACUAACCUAUCCUGAUAGGGGAGUAGUGUAAAAUACAGUGAACACAACUGACUGAGUUGCAAAUUGUGCUGGUCACUGCUUCAGUAUUUUGGGUAAUCUGACUGAGACCGCAAUAGAGUGAGUUCUCUGAAGCCGAGCGAGAGCUGACAGUUUGUCACCAUGCAGUGAGCACUCAUCUUCCUGUUAAUCUCUUGGUGGUUAUCAGGACUUGAUGGAGGAUGGGGAGAUGGGACAGAAUCACGUUCAAGACGUGUGCCAAAAAUUCCAGGUUCUGGAAGAUCGAACAGUGGCCCAUGUGCUGCAGGAAGAAGAGAUUGAACAGCAUCUCUGUGCCAACAAGCUGAGGAGCCACCGAGUCCGCCUCAAUCUCCAGGUGGCAAAGAGACUGCAGGAGGAGGAGGAUGAGAGGAGCAGGCAGCUCAGACGGCAGCUCCACAAGUACAUCGAGAGCAUGGAGAGCGAUUACCCUCGGAUCAUCCAGGAGGAACGUCAGCGAACAGAGGCCAGCAAACAUCGGAGGCUCCAGCGCGCACAGGAGAACAGCGGCAGGUUGCGAAGGUCUGAGAGGGGGAGAGGAGGACACAUCGAGGACCGUGAGGAUCAGAAGGAGCCCGCGAUGGGGAGGCACGAUUCACCGGAUGACUGGAAUCUUCCUGUGCGGCGAGAAUUUUCCCAGCAUGGGGGUCAACCCCGGUCACGCAAGCCCCUUGUCUGGAGUGAGUUGGAGGUGGGCGCUGGAUGGUACCAGAGUGUGGCUGACGGAGACGAGGGUUUGGAGCGAGAAGCCGGGGAGAGGGACCACGAUGAGUCUCCUCGGAAACUGCCGUUCACCGAGCGACUGGGCAGCGGCCCAUCUCUGAAGUGGACCCUCGGCCAUGUUGGACAGGCAUCCCAGGCCCUCUCAGAGGACGCCCCUGGUGCCAGGCCGCUGCCCACUGACGGGCUCCAUGGAGCGGCAAGGGACAGGGAAAGAGCCGGCCGGAGGCGGGAAUAUAGGUCAGAACUGAGUUAUACCGAGGGCAGCGAGCGCCGAGCACCGAAGCCUGCCCGCUCUCGCGCAAAGGAGGGAUCUGAUCCCUCCGGGGCGUUCCUUGGCUCCCAUCCCAGCGAAGGCCCUGACCUGACUCGAAGGAGCGCCUCCGAUUCCGAGUCUCACACAAAGCGUCGGAAACGGAACCGGCUCCCCGAGUCCCGGGCCAGGUCCGAGGUAAGCCAUCGGCCCAUCUGGGCCCAACACAGAGACCAAGGGCUGUCUGAGCCCCAGGCUUGGGACAGGAGGAGGCAGGACCCCAUCCGACACCAACCCCGAAGCCAGGGAAAUGCCAGGCCAUUGGAUCCCCCGCGGGAUCCUCACGGCCAUUUGGAUAUCAAACCCACAGCCAAUCAUCUCCACCCUCCACUGGAUCCCAAAGAGCGGCCAGAACGGGAAGGGAGACUGAAGGAAGCGAAUAAACAUCAAUCAUUGGCUGUUGAAGACAGGAAGAAGCAAAACCAUCGUCCAUUUGUUGCUGGUGACCAACAAACUCAUCAACCGUUGGCUGUCAGUCAGAAGCUUGCCCCUCACCCAUUGGCCAUCGGUGAAAGCCCCACCCAUUAUCCACCACGCACCAAGGGCAAAGUCAAACAGGUCCAUUUCUUAUUGGAUGCUGAAGAGAGGGUAAAGCCUGUCCAUUGGCCAGGGGCCAACAAUCAAAAGCCAGUCCAACGUCCGGUGGAUCUGAAGCGGAAGGAAGCCCAUUGGCCGAUUGCCAGCAAGCAGAAGCAUGCCCAGCCUCCAUUGGCUGUUGAAGAGAAGGGAAAGCAUGCCCAAAUUCCAUUGGCUGUCAAAGAGAGGAAACUCCCAUUGCACUCCAUGUUGGCCAAGAAAAAUCAUCUCCAUUACCGCCUGGGCAAUAAAGAGGCGGACGCCAUUAUUGAUUAUGUAUUGGAUAAACGGAAAGGAAAAGAUCCAAUUUCCCUGAGACACCUCAGCCAGUCACCUCCGGCUUCCCAAGGGAAUCAGUCUCUGGAAACGGACAGAGGGGAUCUUGUGGGAAUCUCUUCGAACAGUCGACGGAUCUUAUCUUCCCCAUUGGUUGGUGACCCUCGCGAGGAUCGCACAGCGCCAGCUGGCCUGGGCGCACAGGAAGAUACCACCAGCAGCAAGGCGUUGUCCCCUCACUUGGCCGACACUCACCAGAGAGAUGAGCCAGCACCAAGGGCUACAAACGGGCGAGAGGCCAAGAGUUGCCCUUUACAACUCCAGGCUCGAAAGGUGCGGGGAGAACGGCUGAUGGAGAACGUGACUGACAGGAAGUUGCCACGCAGCCAGCGGCAGGAGUCUCACUGGAUCAGAGACCACGAGGACGGUGCCAGGAAGAGAUUGGGGAGAAACCGAGCUGGUCGCAGUCCAACAGCUGCUUCAUCGAACCGACAUGGGAACAGGCUCCACGCAGAGGGCUGUGAAGAGCUAACCACAUUGGGCUGUGUGUCUGGAGUCACCUGUAGGGCAGACAUGUGGCAAAUUCCAAUCCUUAAAGGGGCAUGACUGAUCCAGGUAGGUUUUUCCAACAAUUGGCAAGGAUCAUAUGGUCACCGUUCAGCUAGCUUUUUAUUGCAAGAGUUUUUCAACCUCUAUCAAGGAGGGAUUAGGAGCCCAUGUCCCAAAGACACUGAUCUGGAGUUCUGGGUUGGUCGUCCAGACGUUACUACAGCACCCCCCUAAGGGUAGGAGUGGGUAUGGGACUGGCUAAGGGAGCUGAUGCAGGGUCGGCUUGGGACUGAGUAUGGGAGAUGGCACAGGAUCAGUCGGAAAUCAAACCCCACUAUGUCACAAGUAUAAUAAUUAGCAAUUUAAUCACUUGGACGGUUAAAUUGCCAAGCCUUGCUGCCUAGAGAAAUUCCCACCUGGUUCCAACAGAAAGCAGGAAAGUAAAACUUAUUUUAACAGACUUCUCCUCGAACCUGUGGCAA
Messenger RNA from Rhincodon typus (whale shark), 3873 nucleotides. RefSeq lists its product as uncharacterized. Lineage: Eukaryota; Metazoa; Chordata; Chondrichthyes; Orectolobiformes; Rhincodontidae. The record is from RefSeq and is a predicted model, not a curated record. The coding region runs from base 1133 to 3448 and encodes 771 amino acids. The transcript has 8 exons.